Anopheles funestus (African malaria mosquito) is the source of this 4723-nucleotide messenger RNA. It is a transcript of the gene drosha, whose product is annotated as ribonuclease 3. Bases 181 to 4569 code for a protein of 1462 amino acids. NCBI's taxonomy places the organism in Eukaryota, Metazoa, Arthropoda, Insecta, Diptera, Culicidae. Gene Ontology annotation, cellular component: nucleus. Gene Ontology annotation, molecular function: double-stranded RNA binding; ribonuclease III activity. The transcript is spliced from 3 exons. The record is from RefSeq and is a predicted model, not a curated record. Gene Ontology annotation, biological process: rRNA processing; pre-miRNA processing; regulation of gene expression.
UCACCGGGCUUUGUUUACAUUUUUCGACUACUGGCACCGGCAAGUGCAAGUUGCGCAGUGUUUUGUUGCAAAAAUAGCAAAAACAUAACUUACGGGCGAUAAACCAAACAGAACCAAAGUGUAAAUUCAUCAAAACAGUGAUUUAGAACGUAAUUCAUUGCAUUUAUUCUCCAGCAAACCAUGAACAACCAUAGGCCACCGAGUUAUCCACCGCCUCGUGCGAAUCCUUUUGUGCCUCGGGGAACUGCACCAUCCGGAGCCUCGGGAAAUGUCCCCAGCAGUGCAGGAUUCACAAUGCCAAACUUUAACUUUCCACCACCGAACAUUCCGCCUACGUUGACGAGACCGCCACCAGCGGCACCGUACUACUCUCAUGAUCGUUCUGACAAGGGCCAUGCCAGUAGCAGCCAGCAUCAUUCUUCCACACCGCACCACACGUACAAACGUCAUACACCGCGCAACCCGGGUGGAACACAUUUCCCUUCCCAAGGAAGACGCAGCGAAACAUCGUCCAGCUCGACGGGAUCCCAUUCCGGUGGUUCCUAUAAACAUUCGGCCAGUCGUGCAUAUUCACCGUCGGGCCAGAAAACUACAUCAUACUCACGUUCUUCGGCAUCUCGAUAUGGGUCGGGCGGAAGAUCACAUUCCGUGCCCACCAGUUCGGAUCGGUUGGGUCGAACACGCACGGAUCGGUCAGCUUCGUGCAGGCGAGAUUCAGACAAAUCUUCCUCCUCUGAACGGAGCAGUUCUCGUCACUCACGGUUCAAAGUGGACACGGAGCGUGCCGAAAUCCUUUCGAAAUGGUGCCGCAACUAUUGUGAAACAUCCGAAGAUAUUGCACGCAAACUUGCCGAAAUGGCCAACGACGAAGAUCGCACCCUGUGGGUACGUUCAUCACCCGCCGAGCUAUACUACAAGCGUGUUUCGGAAAAGGUGGUCGAAUCGACGGUUCGACUUGAUGCACUGUGUACGCUGUUCGAGGAGGAACUAAUCCAUCGUGCCGAACGGAUUCGUGCGACACAAAAACCGUACAAUCCGCCACCCCGCAAGCGCAAGAUGAAAAUGUGUCGCCACAAGCACGACAAAUGUUCGUCCUCGUCGGAAUCCUCCGACGAAGAGAUCGAGUUCGAGGAUGAGUGCAGCAUGGAGGAACUGACGGCAAAGAUUAAGCAUCCGCUUCGGCUGCAUGUGGAUCUGUGGUACAACGAUCCGGGCGAGAUGAACGAUGGACCGUUGUGCCGGUGUUCGGCACGUUCGCGGCGGACCGGCAUACGGCAUGGGAAAUAUCCGGGUGAAGAACGUUUCUCAAAGUGCAUUCCCAAUUCGAACAAUGCGGAUAAAUUGCAUCAUUAUCGCAUUACUAUCUCUCCGCCGACAAAUUUCCUCACGAAAACGCCCACAAUCAUCAAGCACGAUCAGCACGAGUUUCUCUUCGAAGGGUUCUCACUGUUGUCCCAUGAACCGAUCGGUGAGCUACCAACGUGUAAGGUUAUUCGCUUCAACAUCGAGUACACGAUCCUCUACAUCGAGGAGCAGAUGCCGGAAAACUUUACCAUUCGCGAGCUAAACCUAUUCGAUCGGUAUCUAUUCCGUGAGCUGCUUGAACUGGUCGACUUUACCGUACAGCCGUCCGGUUCUGGGGAGGAAAGUUGCUGCCCGUGCUAUCACUUUCUACCACGCUUUGUGCGCGAUCUGCCCGACAACGGGAAGGAAGUGCUCGCGAUGAGCGAAGUGUUGCGCUAUCUGUUGGAUAAUUCCGGCCCACUCGUACCACCGGACAUGCUGAAGGAGAUGAUGGAUAUGAGCCAGAACGAGUGGCAAGAUUAUGUCGACUACGUGAAGGGUAUGGUCGUAACAAAUCCGGGCAUGAAACCAUGCUCGGUACGGGUCGAUCAGUUGGACAGGAACGUGGGCGACGUGCCGGAAGCAACUGCAAUCGAUGAUCAAGGUCUAGUGCAUCCCGUGAUCGUACACUUUGGCAUUAGACCGCCCCAGCUGAGUUACGCCGGCAAUCCUGAGUACCAGAAGGCGUGGCGUGAGUACAUAAAGUUUCGCCACCUGAUUGCCAACAUGUCGAAACCUUCGUUCGAGGACAAGCGCAAACUGGAGACGAAAGAGAACCGAUUGCUGGAGAUGCGAAUGCAGGGACGGAUGAAGCGUAACAUCACGAUCGCGGUCAGUGCGAAAUCGUUCCACCGGACGGGCAUUAUGUGCGAUAUGGUGCAGCAUGCGAUGUUGAUACCGGUGCUGACCGGUCACCUUCGGUUUCAUCGUUCGUUGAACGUGCUCGAACAGUACAUUGGGUACACGUUUACGAACCGUUACACGCUGCAGCUUGCCCUCACACACCCAUCGUAUAAGGAGAACUUUGGCACGAAUCCUGAUCACGCGCGAAAUAGUCUUACGAACUGUGGCAUACGGCAGCCGGAGUACGGUGAUCGUAAGAUACACUACAUGAACACGCGCAAGCGUGGCAUCAACACGCUGAUCAGCAUUAUGUCCCGGUUCGGCAAGGAGCACGAAACGGACAGCAACAUUACGCACAACGAGCGGCUCGAGUUUCUUGGCGAUGCGGUCGUAGAGUUCAUUACCUCGAUCCAUCUGUUUCACAUGUUUCCGGAUCUGGAGGAAGGUGGACUGGCAACGUAUCGGGCAGCCAUUGUGCAGAAUCAACAUUUGGCGGUGCUGGCAAAGAAACUACAUCUGGAAGAGUUUAUGCUGUACGCACAUGGGUCCGAUUUGUGUCACGAGCUGGAGCUACGUCACGCGCUGGCGAAUUGUUUUGAGGCACUAAUGGGAGCGCUUCUGCUCGACGGUGGUAUUGAGGUGGCGGACCGUGUAUUUGCGUACGCUCUCUUCCAGGAGGAUGACACGUUGCGCGGUAUAUGGGUAAACUAUCCGUCACAUCCGUUGCAGGAACAGGAACCGCUCGGCGAUCGGCAUCAUAUUGGAUCGUUCGAGAUGCUGAAAACGUUGACACGCUUCGAAGAUUCCAUCGGCGUUCAGUUUAACCACAUCCGACUGUUGGCAAGAGCGUUUACCGACCGUUCGAUUGGGUUCACAAAUCUUACGCUCGGUUCUAACCAGCGGCUCGAAUUUCUGGGCGAUACGGUACUGCAGCUGAUCUGCUCCGAGUAUCUGUAUCGUCACUUUCCCGAGCAUCACGAGGGUCAUCUUUCGCUGUUGCGAAGUUCGCUCGUAAACAAUCGUACGCAGGCGGUCGUUUGUGACGAUCUCGGCAUGACACAGUACGCCGUCUACUCGAACCCAAAGGCGGACCUUAAGACGAAGGAUCGGGCCGAUUUGCUCGAAGCCUUUCUCGGCGCACUGUACGUGGACAAGGGGCUCGAGUACUGCGAGAUGUUUUGUCACGUGUGUUUGUUCCCGCGGCUGCAGGACUUUAUCAUGAACCAGGACUGGAACGAUCCCAAGUCGAAGCUGCAGCAGUGCUGUCUUACGCUGCGUACGAUGGAUGGCGGUGAGCCGGACAUUCCCGUGUACAAGGUGAUCGAAUGUACCGGACCAACGAAUACGCGCGUUUACUCCGUUGCGGUGUACUUCCGCGGCAAACGAUUGGCAUGCGCGGAUGGGCAUAGCAUUCAGCAGGCGGAGAUGAACGCAGCGAAACAGGCGUUAGAAAAUUCGAAAGAUUUAUUCCCGCAGCUCGAUCAUCAGCGUCGGGUCAUUGCGCAAAGUCUCAAGCGACAGAAAGUUCCACGAGCUGGCGGUGGGUCGGCGGGAGGAGGUGGCCGGAGCGGUACCGGGGGUGGUGGAUCUUCCGGACCAAACGGUGAGCAAGAUUUGCCCGGAGAGGAUGAACUGGAGGAAGAUGAAAUGAUGCAAAGCAUUGCCGAUCAGCAACCGGAAGGAUUGGCAGCGAAACGGAAGCGUGAACAAAAGAAUGCUUCCGUGUUUUUGCCGGAAUCAGCUCGGCUUCCCAAGCAGUACCAGAUACAUCGACGGUCGCGAUCUAAUAGUAGUAGCAGUAAUAACAGCACCAGCAGCAGUAGCAGCGAUAGCAGCAAUGGAAGUCGACCUAAAAGUAAUCCAAAAAUCGUCAGUAAUGUCGCUGCCGGUGACGUCAGUUCUGGCACCGAAGAACGGGUGAAUGCGGAAGUGCCACCGAAUGUGGUAGAUGAUAAUGAAAGUACGGUAGUGGAGGAGCAAGCUAUUGAGGAAGCGGAACCACUGAUGACGGUAGAAGAGGAACCGAUUCAGACCAAGUUGGAAACGCUGGACGAGUGCGAGUAUAGCUCCGUGUCGGAUGAUGAAGAUUUGGGCCUGGACGAUAUUUCCGACGGUGAGGAACAGUUUUCUGCUGAUGUGGUGAACAAAACGGCCGAGGAUAUAGCAGAAGAUAUUAAACCCUGCGUUGAAGCUCUUCCCGUAACUGAGGAUCAGAUUAAGGAGGAAAAAUUAGACCCUCCGGAAGGAGCCGGUAGUGGGAAUGGAGGCAUUACUGCAGGCUAUGUUAGUUUACUGCAGGAGUAUCAGAUUAAGGUGGAAGGAACGGAUGAACUAUCUGAUUUGGAAGCGGGAGAAAUCGAUGAAACGGAAACAAUGGAAUAGUAGCGGGAUAGGGAAGAGAAAAUCUAACAUCUAUAUGAAUUAUUACCAAGUAAGAGUUGAUGUACGAAUUACCCAGUGCUAGAAAAGUAUAUAAAUCAUUGAAGAUACUUAGAUACUCAUAUUAAAGAUAUCAUUCUAUCGAUACGCAGAGAAA